AUGCCCACGGAACUACUGCGGGCUGAAAAUCUCACCAAGUACUUCCCCGUGACCAAGGGGUUGAUAUUGAUGAAGACCGUUGGCUACGUGCAGGCGGUCGAUGGCAUCAGCUUCACCAUCAACGAGGGUGAGACCCUCGGCCUCGUCGGCGAGUCCGGCUGCGGCAAGACCACCACCUCCAAGCUGGUCUUGCGCCUCGAGGAACCCACCGACGGCAACAUCUUCCUCGACGGCAGGGACAUCAAGGACUUCCGGGGCGCGGAGCUCAAGGAUUACCGCACCCAGGUCCAGGCCGUCUUCCAGGAUCCCUGGUCCUCCCUCAGCCCCCGCAUGCGCGUCCGCGACAUCGUCUCCGAGGCCCUCGUCGUCAACCGCGACGUCACAAAGCGGGAACGCGACGACCGCGUGGAAGAGGUGAUGACCCAGGUGGGCCUCCAGAAGGCCCAGGCCGACCUCUACCCCCACGAGUUCAGCGGCGGACAGCGCCAGAGGGUCGCCGUCGCCAGCGCCUUGGCCUCCUACCCCAAGCUGAUCAUCCUCGAUGAGCCCGUGUCGGCUCUCGAUGUGUCCAUCCGCGCCCAGGUGAUGAACCUGCUCGUCGACCUGCAGCAGGAGACCGGCGUGGCCUACCUGCUGGUGGCCCACAACCUGGCCACCGUGCGCUACAUGGCCCACACCACCGCGGUGAUGUACCUCGGCCAGAUCGUCGAAUACAGCCCCACCGAAGAGCUCUACCAGAACCCCCUGCACCCCUACACGAAGGCCCUCUUCUCGGCGGCCUUGCCCUCUCACCCCGACGACACUCGGGAGGAGAUAGUGUUGCAGGGCGAGGUCCCGUCGCCCAUCAAUCCGCCGUCGGGGUGCCGGUUCCACCCAAGAUGCCCCUUCGCCAUGGACCGCUGCUCCGUGGAGGAACCCGUCACAAAAGAUGUCGGCAGCGGCCAUCUGGUAAGCUGCCACCUCUACUAG
This is a messenger RNA of Geodia barretti, 969 nucleotides long. The record is from the annotation of a GenBank genome assembly. NCBI's taxonomy places the organism in Eukaryota, Metazoa, Porifera, Demospongiae, Tetractinellida, Geodiidae.